GAGAAGCAUAAGUUCGAGUUUGAGAUCGAGUCCUGGGUCAAGCGUUAUGAUACAGAUAUGAACGACAAAAUGGUAGGCACGACAAAAUAACAAGUUCAGUGAGUUACUUGUGAUGCCAUCAAAUGAUACAGAUAUGAACGACACAUUGGUAGAUACGACUAAAUAACAAGUUCAGUGAGUUACUUGUGAUGCCAUCAAAUGAUACAGAUAUGAACGACACAUUGGUAGAUACGACUAAAUAACAAGUUCAGUGAGUUACUUGUUGAUUGAAUCAAAUGAUACAGAUAUGAACGACACAAUGGUAGGUACGACUAAAUAACAAGUUCAUUGAGUUACUUGUUGAUUGCAUCAAAUGAUACAGAUAUGAACGACACAAUGGUAGGUACGACUAAAUAACAAGUUCAUUGAGUUACUUGUUGAUUGCAUCAAAUGAUACAGAUAUGAACGACACAAUGGUAGGUACGACUAAAUAACAAGUUCAUUGAGUUACUUGUUGAUUGCAUCAAAUGUGCUCUAGUUUACUUUUCAUAGUAGUUGAAACAGAUUCAAUACAAACAAAGCAGCCCACCAAUCCCAGAACAAAAAAAUUAGUUAAAACACUACCACCGAGUCAUUACUAUUGUGAGUUUGUCACUAACAUGGUUUGACAGGAUCUAUUUGUCAAUAACAUUGUUUGAUAGGAUGAGUGUGUCACUAACAUGGUUUAAGAUAAGCUUGUCACUGAAGUUGAUUGAAAUGAUAAGUACGUCACUGACUUUGUUUGGUAGGAUGAGUUCCAACGUCUCGAGAUCACCUACGAAGAUGAGAGGAAACUCCUGUCUGAGAUGGAGGACAGGUUCGCUGAGCUGGAGGCGGAGUACAACAACCUCAUGCAGGAGCGACUUGUGGCGCGCAGGAGACAGGAAUGGGCGGAGCGGGACAAGAAGGCCUUGAUCAAGUACAUCACCGUCAUCCAGUCCUUCUGGAGGGGUUACACCGUCAGGAAGAACAUCAAGAAGGAUGAGAAGAGGCGAAUCAAGGAGGAGAAAAGGAAAGAGAAGGAGCUGAAAGAGCAGGAGAGAAAGGCCAAACUGGCCGCAGGAAAGGAAUAGCAAUGGUGGAGUCAAGGGGAGCAACUCUAGCUGAGGGGGAGUAGCUCUGUUUAAGGGAAGUAACUCUGUUUAAGGCUAGUGACAAUUUUAGACUGAACUGACUAGUAGAAUACAUUUUUGGAGG
Lymnaea stagnalis (great pond snail) is the source of this 1215-nucleotide messenger RNA. The record is from the annotation of a GenBank genome assembly. NCBI's taxonomy places the organism in Eukaryota, Metazoa, Mollusca, Gastropoda, Lymnaeidae.